AAAAGUGAAAUCGGAAGGAACAACAGAUCAUCUCUCUUCUAAAAAUGUCUACAGAGGUAGUACUGUAUCCUUUAAUUCAGUCAAGCAAGAUGGGUUCAGUUGACUUGUACUAUUGACCUAUAGUUAAGGGGAAAGAAGAAAGACCAGCCAGCGACCAGCGUGGCGGGGCUUUCCUUCUCGAAGGCGAUCCUAUUCCUACCCCACCCAGAGAUCGAUCGAGUGCAAAGCCUUCCAAUUCAAACUCGCCCCCACCUUUAUAAACGCCGCUCUCCAGCUCUUCCUUCCUUACCCGCCGCCGCCGCUCAUCAUAUCUGUCGCGCCACCCACGAAAGUUCCCUCCCGAUUCUGUUUUUCCUUUCCUUCCCUCGCCGGCUUCCUUCCCCGCGGAAGAACAAGAAAUCGAAUUGAAUUCGCUGCGGAAAAUUACAAUGGAGGAGGAGGACAGAGUUAUCGUCCCACGGCAAGGAGUCCUGCUGCGAGACGAUGCAGACGCCGCCGUCGAGAUCGCGGCGGCUGACGAUUCGACGGAGGACGAAGAAGACGCGGGGUUCGAGUUCGAGUUCCCCUUGGUCGGCAGCAGGGGAUCCUCCCCGGCGCUGGCGGACGAGCUCUUCGCCGACGGCCGCAUCAGGCCCUUGUACCCCGUCUUCGGCCGGGGAGCCGAUCGCUGCCUUCCUCCUCCUGCCCCGGCGCCGGAGCAGAUGAAGACGACGGCGACGAGGGGGCAGCUGGGGCGGCUGUUCAUGGAGGAGACACGCGCGUGGAACAACUCGCUUUCGCUGUCGAGCGGGUCGACCUCGUCGUCGUCUUCCACGUCGUCCGCGGACCUCGACGACGGCGGGCUGGAGGGGCUGCCGCCGGAGAGCUACUGCGUGUGGGCGCCUGGGUCGUCGGCGGCGGCGGGAGGAUCGUCCCCGCGGCCACGGGCGAGGAAGAGCGCGUCGAUGGGGUCGUCCAUGGCGCGGUGGCGCCGCAUCAGCGACCUCGUCGUCGGCCGCAGCCACAGCGACGGCGGCAAGGGCAAGCUCCUCUUCCUCCCCCCGCCACCGCCCAAGCCGAAGCCUAGUCCGGCAGGCAAGAAGAAGGCUGCAGCCGCCACGGAGAUCGGCACGGUGGCCGCCGCCCGGCGGAUGGCCUACUACGGCGCCGCGAAGCAGCAGCAGCAGCAGGGCGGCGUGCCAAGGCGGACGUUCUUGCCGUACCGGGAGGAGCUCGUGGGGUUCUUCGCUAACGUCAAUGGCGUCAGCCGCAGCAGCCACCCGCACCCAUACUGAUAUAAAUCCAUUGUUGAUUGAGUUUCUUCUUCUUCUUUCGAUUAGAUUAAAUUUCACAAAACCACACUUCUUGGGUUAUGGUUUCAUCGGGUCACUAUUGUCACUAAUAGUCUCACUGAACCACAUAUUUUAGGGCAACUGUCUCACAUUACCCAAAUCAGGUAGAUUAGGCCGUUUGAUGGUAUUUUUGACAUGUGAGACACAUUUGCCAUAUGCCAAAUCAAACCCAUUUCGUUGCCACGUCAGCUUUCGGACCCGUCCCGACCCGUUAAUGGUUAUUUCUCUAUCCGUAUCGCCAUCUCGGGUCGGGUCCGGGAACUAACGUGGCAACGAAACGGGUCGUCCCAUCCGACGUGGACGUAUGACAGGUGGGUUCCACCUGUCAGAAAAAACAUUAAACGACCUAAUCUACCUGAUUUGGGUUCUUUGAGACAGCCUGUCCCAAAAACGUGGUUCUGUGAGACUAUUAGUGAUAACUGUGACCCGAUAAAACCCUAUACUCGAGAAGUGUGGUUUUGUGAAAUUUACUAUCUUCUUUUUUCUCGGAAAGAUUGUGAAUUCUUGUUGGGAUUGACUUGAAAUUUGUGCUAAUUUGUCCUA
This is a messenger RNA of Brachypodium distachyon (stiff brome), 1874 nucleotides long. RefSeq lists its product as uncharacterized. The record is from RefSeq and is a predicted model, not a curated record. The transcript has a single exon. Lineage: Eukaryota; Viridiplantae; Streptophyta; Magnoliopsida; Poales; Poaceae. The coding region runs from base 429 to 1274 and encodes 281 amino acids.